Molecule: messenger RNA, 3198 nt
Organism: Cydia splendana
Lineage: Eukaryota; Metazoa; Arthropoda; Insecta; Lepidoptera; Tortricidae
Product: transcription factor GATA-6-like
Exons: 8
Coding region: 368-2323 (651 amino acids)
Biological process (GO): negative regulation of transcription by RNA polymerase II; positive regulation of transcription by RNA polymerase II; cell fate commitment
Molecular function (GO): RNA polymerase II cis-regulatory region sequence-specific DNA binding; zinc ion binding; DNA-binding transcription factor activity, RNA polymerase II-specific
Source: RefSeq, a predicted model, not a curated record
AUAACGAAAGGCUUAACUAACCUUUCUGACUACGUGCUGAAAAACGUUACAACGACGUGAGGCGGGCGCGCUCAGCCAAUCACGCGCACGUAAAUCCGCCGCGGGGCGCGCGCCGGCGCCCGCACCCUGCGCGUCCCUCCCCUCCGACAUCCUCACCUCGGAAAGCUUCGCACACCUGGAAAACUGACACAGCGCCUGAGACCAGAGCAUCGCCCGCGCCGCGCCUACUCCUUGACUAUCUCUCGGAUAAUAGAUUUGACGAUUUUGUGAAGUGAUAGUGGUAUCAUAAAAAUGCUACACUAGAUUCAAAGUUGCACCAAAGAUAAAUUAACAUAAUAAAACAUUGUUACAUAGAUUCAGUAUUACUAUGGAGUCGGAAACGAAUACAACGGCGGGCGACGGCGAAAAUCAACAGGAAUUGCAAGCUACUGCAGAAGCAUUACAACUUGUAAAACAUGAAGAGAGGAUCGAACACGAUCAAUCAACAAACAAGAGUACGAGCUCUCCGGCCGAUACGGCUGCCGACCCACAGCAGUCCCCGCAUCCGCAGUCGCAGUCAGUAAUAACGUCUCGUCGUGCCGUACGUACUAUCACUGCCGCCGGACACAUCACCACCGAUGACGUUGAUGUCAAUCCUGAAGAUGGCGUGAAGGACGAACCCCCUGAACCACCGCCGGUAGAACAUGAACAGCAUCCCAUGCACCAAUAUACACCAAAACUGGAAGAAAGCGAGGCACGGAAUAUCGCACAGCAACAUUACGACGAAGAAAGGCUACGCUUAGCCGAAGCAGAAACAGCUCGAUAUCUAGCUUUCAAACCGGAAUCUUAUAGAUCACUACCAUCCCCAGAUAAACGCAUGCAGGUACAAUAUACUCGUGCUCCACAGCGCCCCACGUACGGCAGGGGACUGUCUUUGCGUUACGGUGCGUCGCAUCACGUUAUAGUCGCGCAGGAAAACAAUGCAGAAGAUCACGAUCCGGAUGCUUUCCUGGGACACAAAGACAAACCGGAACAAUUACAAUACGCCCAAAAUGAUGACAUCGGCGCACCGGGUACCAGUGAUGGCAGGCAAUAUGGAGCAGUUCUGAGCGAUCAAGUGUCGGCGUCGUCAUCGCUUGAAAUGAUUCAGACGACUUCUUUGAACAGUCAACAGUCAAUCGGUGUUGCGUACCAACAAGUUAAAUAUGAGACCAGAGGAGAACCUGAAUUACGACCUACGACAUAUGCUAGUCUGCAGCCAGUAACUUCUGUACACGGAGGUUAUGCAUAUGCGGGACAGAGCCCUCAGUAUGGUGGAGCUGGAGGAUACGGAGCGUACGGUGGCGGAGGCAAGGAGCUGCUUACGCUCUACGGAGCGGCGGGCGCUGCGGCUUCCGGGACGAGAGGAGACGAGUCCCCGCCCGGCCAACUCCUCUACCGGAGCGAUCCUACACUAUCAUCGUCAUCCCUGACCACGCGCGGAACGCAUGUCGUGUACGGAUCGGUUGUACCGCAAUCGCAAACAGUUUACGAAGCUCCAGCUAGUCCAAACUCACAACAGGUAACAUUAUAUACACAUGGUAAUGCUGUACAAUACAAAGUCGCCGGCGAGCACUACCUAGGUCAGGGCGGUGGCGUGGAGUACGUGCCCGUGUCCGGAUACGACGGUGGCCUGCUCGUGGAAGGCUACGCGGCACCGGCGCAGCCCUGGCCUGCACAUAAUAUGCUACCAAUUGAUGACGGUUUUGAUGCCAGCAUGGCUGGGAUGGGAGAAGUGAAAGAAUGCGUGAACUGCGCAGCGGCAACCACUCCCCUGUGGCGACGCGACGGCACGGGGCACUACCUGUGCAACGCCUGCGGCCUCUACACGCGCAUCAAUGGUGUUAAUAGGCCACCUCUUAAAGGACAGAAAGCAAAACCUCAACAGGCACUGCCAACGAACGGUAACCGACGUGUGGGAGUGACUUGUGCGAACUGCCGCACGUCCAACACGACGCUGUGGAGGCGCAACAACAACGGCGAGCCCGUCUGCAACGCCUGCGGACUCUACUACAAACUGCACAACGUGAACCGGCCGCUAAGUAUGAAGAAGGAUGGCAUCCAAACGCGCAAGCGUAAGCCGAAGAGUAUGGGCGGCGCACACGGCGUGCCGCGGCCCGGCUCCGGCGCGCUCCCUGUGGAGGCACACUCGCACAAGGUGCUGCCUCCGCUGUACGCGGCGGUGGAGGGCGGAGGCGGCGCGGGGCUGCUGCUGCUCCCACCGGCGCGCCAUCAUCCCGACAUGAUACCACCGCUAGAGCGGACAGCAGCGACAGUAGCACCGGCGUAUUACCGCCCGCCCUAACUGCCCGGGCGGUCCUCUAAACAGUUUUUCACCACACCAGCUCGUAAACGCUCUCUUUAUACUUCAGAAACUAAUGAGAAAGUUGCAUUUUAUCCACAACAGUGCCAAAGUAAUUUGAUGCAAAUGUUGAGUUGUCUCCUCUUUAUGACUGGUAGAAUUUAGGUACUUUUAAGUGAUGAUCAUUUAAAAGCGUUCAUUUGGAUUUGACUUGUAAUAAUUUACAGUAUUUUCCUCGUGUUGGUGUGGUGGACACUUGGUGGAAAGUUUGUUUAAUCCUCGUGCCUUGAAACCCUCGAACCCUCAAAAUUCCACUUAUCCAACCACUCGCUACACUCGUAGUUCAAUUUUGGUAUCUGGUGGUACUUGGUCGGGUAUCAAUAUUAGCACUAGGGGUUGAACAAUUAUACAUCAAAUAACUAUUAUCUUUUAGCCGCCCAGAAGACUUUUAAAAGGCCAUACCAUCAUAAUAUAGCUUUUUUUUUAAUAAGUAACCUUACUGAUAAAAAAAAAAGUUAAAUUACAUUUGUUUUGGUAGAGUAGGUUAUGGUUUGUGCGCGGCUGGAGGAUAAUGCAAGUUCUUAAUAAGUCACUUGUAAAAUAUUAUCACAAAAGUGCCACAUCAAUAAUAACUAUGAAAUAUAACUUAUUACAAAUAUAUUUGCUACUAGAUGUAAUCAAAUAUUUUAUUUAAAAAUAGUCUGGUAACAAGUUUCGUGUAAGUAUAUUAUUUGCCAUAUAUCUAUGUAGGUACUUAAUUAUUUUUUUUUACCAAAAAGCGCUACGAUUUAAGAUAACCUUAAUAGUAGGUAGUUUAUGUGACUACUACAUAAUGGAAGGCAUUAAAACAAGAGUGGGUUUAUGAAACUAACUGAAAG